AUGGUUGAAAUCCCUGAGCCUAGUGGUUUGCCAUUUCUCGGCAACAUUGGCACAAUUGACUCCAAAUUCCCCCUGGGAUCCCUAAUCGGGUUGGCAGAUGAAUUAGGCGAGGUCUAUCGGUUGCGAUUCCCCGGGCGAACAGCCGUGGUCGUAUCCACCCACGCUCUCGUUAACGAAACCUGCAACGAGAAACGAUUCAAGAAGUCUGUCAACUCUGCCCUGGUGCAUGUGCGAGAUGGGGUGCAUGAUGGACUGUUUACUGCGAGAAUGGGCGAGGUCAACUGGGAGAUUGCACACCGAGUGCUGAUGCCGGCUUUUGGGCCGCUCUCCAUCCGCGGCAUGUUCGACGAGAUGUACGACAUCGCAAGCCAGCUGGCCCUGAAGUGGGCGCGAUACGGGCCGGACACCUCCAUCAUGGUCACCGACGACUUUACCCGGCUGACGCUGGAUACCCUGGCCCUGUGCUCUAUGGGAUACCGAUUCAACAGCUACUACUCGCCGGAGCUACACCCGUUUGUUGAAGCCAUGGGCGACUUUCUGACAGAGGCCGGCGAGAAGACUCGACGGCCACCGCUGCCGGGCGUCUUCUUCCGCAGCAGAGACCAAAAGUUCCAAGAUGACAUUGCCGUGCUCCGAAACACUGCGCAGGGUGUGCUUGAGGCACGUAAGGCAGGCAAAACUGAUCGCAAUGACCUGCUUGCUGCCAUGCUGCGAGGCGUUGAUUCGCAAACCGGCCGGAAAAUGACCGACGAGAGUAUCAUGGAUAAUCUAAUCACGUUCCUCAUUGCAGGCCACGAAACAACGUCCGGCCUUCUCUCCUUCGCUUUCUAUCAACUAUUGAGGCAUCCGGAAGCAUACCGCAAGGCGCAGCAGGAGGUGGACGAGGUCGUCGGGCAAGGGGUCAUUGAGGUAUCUCUUCUGUCGAAGCUCCCCUAUAUCAGCAGCGUUCUCCGCGAAACCCUCCGGCUGAAUGCGACAAUUCCCAUGUUCACCGUUGAGGCCUUUGAGGAUACGCUACUUGCGGGCAAAUACUCCGUAAAGGCAGGGGAGGCUAUCUUCAACCUCCUCGCCAAGUCGCAUCUGGACCCCGAGGUUUACGGCGACGACGCGCAUGAAUUCCAGCCAGAGCGAAUGGCAGACGAGGCGUUUAAUGCGCGGCAGAAGGAGUUCCCGAAUGCGUGGAAGCCCUUUGGCAACGGCAUGCGAGCCUGUAUUGGACGACCGUUUGCCUGGCAGGAAGCACUCUUAGUCAUGGCCAUGCUUCUCCAGCACUUUGAUCUCUCGAUGGACCCAGACUACGAGCUGCACUAUAAGCAGACCUUGACCGUCAAACCGAAGGAUAUGUACAUCAGAGCCCGGUUACGCCACGGCCUGACCCCAACAACCCUCGAGCGCAGACUGGUCGGACUGGCGACGGAGGUGACGCAGGCUAAGAUGCCCUCCAAAUCGGCUGACCAAGCGUCUACACGUGUUCCGAUGACCAUUCUUUAUGGCUCCAACAGCGGAACAUGCGAAACGUUGGCGCGGCGAAUUGCUGCCGAUGCGAUUUCGAAAGGCUUCCAGAUCACUCAUUUCGACGACCUGGAUAGUGCCCGUGAUGCCCUACCCACAGGCCAGCCGAUCAUAAUCGUCACCUCUUCUUACGAGGGUCAGCCGCCUGACAAUGCAAAACAGUUCGUUUCAUGGCUAGAGGACCUGGAUCAGAAUGGAGAACCCCUCAAGGACGUCUCCUUUGCUCUAUUCGGUUGUGGAAACAAGGAAUGGGCCCAAACAUUCCACCGCAUCCCCAGGCUGAUCGACAUCACCCUGGAGAACCUGGGAGGCACGCGCCUGGCUGACUUGGGGCUCGCAGAUGCAUCCUCCGGUGAGAUGUUCUCUACAUUCGAAACCUGGGCCGAUCACGCAUUGUGGCCUCGUCUUGUCGCCCAAUACGGUGGAGAGUCCGAGCAGAAUUUGUCCAUUGGCCAGAAGGCUACUGUAGAGGUGACGGUCUCCAACUGGAGAACGCAGGCGCUCCGCCAGGACGUAGGUCAGGGCAUGGUUGUGGAGACGCAAAUUCUCACAAGCAAGGACGAGAAGGAACGACGAAAGAAGCACUUAGAGAUACGCCUGCCGAAGGGUGUAACUUACACGGCAGGCGACUACCUGGCGGUACUACCCAUCAACCCCCCCGAGACCGUUCGCCGGGCAAUGCGCCAUUUUAAACUGGCGUGGGAUGCACAGGUCAAGAUCACAGCCUCCGGACCAACAACUGCUCUGCCGAUUGAUGGGCCCGUGGCAGCCAACGAUAUUCUAAGUACUUAUUUGGAACUGUCCCAGCCCGCUACUCGAAAAGACCUGAGAAUCAUGGCCAAUGUCAGCACAGACGCGGACACUAAGACAGCUCUUACAGCGUUGGCCAACGAGACAUAUACCACAGAGAUCUUAGCAAAGGGCGACUCAGUCUUGGACAUCUUAGAGCAGUAUCCAGCUGUUGAUCUGCCAUUAGGAUCCUUCCUCCUCAUGCUGCCAUCCAUGCGAAUGCGUCAAUAUUCGAUAUCCUCAUCCCCCCUCUGGAACCCAAACCAUGUCACCAUCAGCAUUUCCAUCCUCGACGUGCCGUCACAUUCACGGGAGGGUGGGCCGCGCCACCUUGGUGUGGCAACGUCGUAUUUGGACACCCUCUGCGCGGGUGAUAUCCUUCAAGUAAAGAUCCGAAAAUCCGACGCGGGAUUUCGCAUGCCGACUGAGCCAGACAAGACCCCGAUGAUAUGUGUCGCGGCUGGAACGGGCAUUGCGCCCUUUCGCGGCUUUCUCCAGGAGCGAGCAGCCCUAAUCGAGCAGAAGAAAGAACUCGCCCCAGCACUGCUCUUCUUUGGAUGCCGUUCCCCCGGACAGGAUGAUCUGUACCGAGCCCAGCUGGACGAAUGGCAGCAACAUGUCGUUGUCGAUGUGCGGUGGGCAUUUAGUCAGGCAGCAGACAAGAGCGAGGGAUGUAAACAUGUGAACGAUCGGAUUUGGCAUGAUCGGCAGGAGGUCGUGGAGCUGUGGCAGAACGGCGCCAAAAUCUUCGUCUGUGGGUCAAGGGGUGUCGCUGACUCCGUGAAGGGGGCCAUCAUUAAGAUAUUCCGGGAAAAGAUUGGGAAGCGAGAAGGUGGUGAAGACAGCAGCGAUAUAUCAGGCGUGGAGAGCGCUGAGAAAUGGAUUGAAGCCCAGAGAAACGUGCGGUAUGUGAUGGAUGUAUUUGAUUAGGCUUCAUACUCCUAUAGACUGCCACUGG
Molecule: messenger RNA, 3259 nt
Organism: Aspergillus welwitschiae
Lineage: Eukaryota; Fungi; Ascomycota; Eurotiomycetes; Eurotiales; Aspergillaceae
Product: bifunctional cytochrome P450/NADPH--P450 reductase
Exons: 6
Coding region: 1-3231 (1076 amino acids)
Cellular component (GO): cytosol
Molecular function (GO): NADPH-hemoprotein reductase activity; heme binding; FMN binding
Source: RefSeq, a predicted model, not a curated record